CUAUUUAACGCACGUACGAACGAACAGACAAACAAAACACAAAGCGAACUCGAUAAAAUAACCAAGGAAAAAACAACAACAAUUCCUUUAGGGCACAAAGAGAAGCACAAUCUUCAUCAACAAAAAAGAAGAAAAAGAAGCAAAUUUCGCGGCUAAAAAAUCAAUCGCUUCAACUGGUCUACAAAUCGAGAAUUGAGGGUUUCUAGGCUGGAUUUCAAAAUCUGGGUUUUAGUUAACCGAAGAUGGGGUCAGAAUCAGAUCAAUGCUCUUCCAGAUUGAACACUCGAGAGAUCAAAUCCCUAAUUUACCAGAAACUAGGGGACUCGAGAGCCAACACUUACUUCGACCACCUCGGAAAAUUCCUCACCUCGAGGAUAACCAAGUCCGAGCUCGACAAGACCAUCGCUAGAGAACACGUCCCUCUCCACAACCGUCUCCUACGUUCCCUCCUCAAGAACGCAGCCGCCGCAAAAUCUCCUCCUCCUCCGAGGUACCUCAAGAGAUCAUCUGCGUUACCUCCGUCGCCUCGAAAAUGCAGGUCCAGGAAGUUCAGAGACCGGCCGAGUCCUCUCGGUCCGCUCGGGAAGCCUCAGAGCAUCACGACAACGAACGACGAGUCGAUGUCGAAGAUGCUGAGACUUCCAAUGGAAGAAGGAGAAGAGGUUGAACAAAGCGUACCGAGUCCGUUAACCGCGCCGCUCGGUGUUUCGUUAACCGGAGUUAGAAGGUCUUUUGGCGAGACUUGUUGUCAGAACAGUGGCGAGCUUCCUGAUGCGACGACGUUGAAGAGUGUGUUGGAGAGGAGGCUGGAGAAGGAAGGGGUGAAGUUAACUAUGGACUCUGCUAAUGUUUUGAAUAGCGGGUUGGACGCGUUUAUUACAAGGCUUAUAAAGCCUUGUUUGAGUUUGGUCCAGCGACAGCGAGUGUCGAUGUUGGAUCUUCGCGCUGCUGUGGAGUUGAAUCCACGUGUUCUUGGAGAGGAUUGGCCUAUACAUCUAGAGAAAAUCUGUUCCCGCGCUUCGUCUGAGGAGUAAAGUUGUGAAGAAAAGAGCCGUUAUAUAGCGAUUUUGGAUAAUCAUAUUUGAUUGAUCGAUUCUUUUCCUGGAGUAUGGAUGGAAUUGCCAUUAGAGUGUUCUCGAAGAAGCUUUGAAGGGAGGAAACAAAAGAGGCUUCAGGUUGUACAAGUUGUGAUAGUUAUAUAUAAUAUAUAGUUUAAAACACCAUUUGUUUAGAACAUAUAUUUUACUGUAGUUUUCUUGCUUGCGCAUGUCUUCUCGUAAUGUAACAAAUUUUCAAUUCGAGCAAAAGAAUUUUCUGAACA
This is a messenger RNA of Brassica oleracea var. oleracea, 1321 nucleotides long. RefSeq lists its product as uncharacterized. Lineage: Eukaryota; Viridiplantae; Streptophyta; Magnoliopsida; Brassicales; Brassicaceae. Gene Ontology annotation, molecular function: transcription coactivator activity. Gene Ontology annotation, cellular component: SAGA complex. The record is from RefSeq and is a predicted model, not a curated record. The transcript is spliced from 2 exons. The coding region runs from base 243 to 1034 and encodes 263 amino acids. Gene Ontology annotation, biological process: regulation of transcription by RNA polymerase II.